Messenger RNA from Chaetomium strumarium, 1401 nucleotides. RefSeq lists its product as uncharacterized. Gene Ontology annotation, molecular function: transmembrane transporter activity. The record is from RefSeq and is a predicted model, not a curated record. Gene Ontology annotation, cellular component: membrane. The coding region runs from base 1 to 1401 and encodes 466 amino acids. The transcript has 7 exons. NCBI's taxonomy places the organism in Eukaryota, Fungi, Ascomycota, Sordariomycetes, Sordariales, Chaetomiaceae. Gene Ontology annotation, biological process: transmembrane transport.
AUGGCCCCUGAGAUCGAGAAAACGGUCUCGCAAGACCAGUGCCAGAAGGCACGUGGUGAUGAUGACACAAUAACAAGACUAGAGAAGAGUAUUGGGCCGCCGUCUGUCGCCGCCACGCUUGCCGUAUCCAUUGCCGCGGGCGGCUCCGUCACGCUGCGGUACGGCAUUGUCCUGAUUUUUAUCCUGGGGACAGCGUGCGCUCUCACCAUGGCCGAGAUCGCGUCCGUGUAUCCGACUUCGGGCGGGCAAUACCAUUACACAAACAUCCUGGCUCCGAGAAGGUACAGCCGGGUCCUGAGCUAUAUCUGCGGAUUACUCAAUGUCUUUGGCUGGAUCGUGCUGGCUGCAGGCUUCACCAUCACCAUCCCGCAGAUGAUCACAGCGCUAGUAAUGUACUGGGAUCCGGCCUACGACCCCCGGAGGUGGCUCAUGUUUCUCAUGUAUCAAGCCGUGAAUCUUUUCUUUGCAGCGUACAACAUCUUGCUGCUGAAGCGCACUGCGUGGCUCUACGAUGUCGGCUGUCCCACCCCGAAGCAGCCCAACCAACUUGUCUGGAGCGCCUUCAUCAACACCACGGGCUGGGCGUCGGACGGCAUUGACUUUCUGACCGGCCUUCUCAAUGCCAACUUCAUUUACUCCGGCCUCGACGGAGCCAUCCACAUCGCCGAGGAUUGCAUCAACCCUGCGGUGGCGGUUCCGUGGGCCCUCCUCUCGACCGUGACCAUUGGCGGGGCGACGGCCUUUGUGUUUGCCGUGGCCAUGACAUACUCGUAUCAUAAUUUUGAUGCGGUCCUGGCUUCUCCAUUCCCCAUCUUCGAGCUAUGGCAACAAGCCCUCUCCAGCCCCGCCGCCGCCACCGCUUUCCUGCUCAUUCUCAUGCUAUGCGGCUCCUUCGGCGUGCUCGGCGCCCUGCAAACGGCCAGCCGGCUGACGUGGUGCUUCGCGCCCGACGACGCCCUCGUGGGCUCCCACCUGCUCCGCCGCAUUAUCCAUCCCCAUCCCCAUCCUCAUCCCCAUUCCCGGCUCGCAGGCGUCCCUGUCUGGGCGCUCUCGGCCAACUGUGCCGUCGUCGCCCUGGGCUGCCUCGGUUUCGCCAUCCCCGCCGCGCUGGUCCUGCGCUAUCGCCUGAGGGGCAGGGAGGCUGUCGACCGAGUCCUCCUGUCGUCGUCGUCGUCCAAGUUUAGGUUGCCCAGUGCCGUGGGCUGGGUGGCUAACACGCUGACCGUUGUCCAUGGCCUGGUUGCGCUCGUGUUUUAUAGCCUCCCGGCUCAGCUGCCUGCUACAGGAAGCAAUAUGAACUAUGCGUACGCUGUUUUGGGCAUCAUUGCUCUGUUUGCGGCUGGAAACUGGAUUUGGUAUGCGAGGACGCGGUAUCAGGGGCCGCGGCUGGACGGACAGUAG